Molecule: messenger RNA, 1792 nt
Organism: Dromiciops gliroides (monito del monte)
Lineage: Eukaryota; Metazoa; Chordata; Mammalia; Microbiotheria; Microbiotheriidae
Gene: GRAP2
Product: GRB2 related adaptor protein 2
Exons: 9
Coding region: 250-1215 (321 amino acids)
Molecular function (GO): protein binding
Source: RefSeq, a predicted model, not a curated record
UCUGAGGAGAGCAAGGGGACAUGGAGCCCUAAAAUACAGGGCCUGGGGAUAUUGGAUGUCAUUCUCUUCCUCCCUGCAAAGGUGGACCACAGGAAGCGAGCCAGGAAGUAGAGUCAGCUUCAGCUCCCCAGAAAAGUUUUGUCUUAUAGGUUUGGCCCACCAUUCCCACCCAGUCUGGGCUCCCUGAUCCUGACACCCAGUGUGUUAGCUUCCCCUGCUAUCCUCAAGUCAUCUGAGUCAUUGCCCAGAAUGGAGGCUGUUGCCAAGUUUGACUUCAAUGCCUCAGGAGAAGACGAGCUAAGUUUUCACACGGGAGAUGUCCUGAAGAUUCUCAGCAGCCAAGAUGAAUGGUUCAAGGCUGAGCUGAGAAGCCAAGAGGGCUACGUGCCCAAGAAUUUCAUAGACAUUCACUUCCCUAGCUGGUUUCAUGAGGACAUCUCCCGGCACGAAGCGGAGAGCUUGCUCAUGAGUAAGGACGUGGGCUUCUUCAUCAUCCGAGCCAGCCAGAGCUCCCCUGGGGAUUUCUCCAUUUCUGUCAGGCACGAAGAGGAUGUCCAGCACUUCAAGGUCAUGAGAGAUGCCAAGGGCCAUUACUUCCUGUGGACAGAGAAGUUUCAGUCUCUGAACCAGCUGGUGAAUUUCUACCGGACCUCCUCCAUUUCGAAGCAGAAGCAAAUCUACCUGAGGGAUGGGAGUCGAGAAGACCAGGACCGGUGGGGCGGGAGCCUGGAUCGGCGGCUGCAGGAAGGGCUUCACAUCAGUGGAAGUGUCACAGAGGAAUCUCGGCCCUCCCCAAACAGGAAGCUCUCUGAUCAGCCUCCUGUCCUACAAUCACAUUAUCAGGUGCAGCCACCACCACCGCCACUGCACCAGCACCAGCAGCAGCAGCAGCGAUACCAGUCACAUCAUCAUCUUCAGCCGGACCGGCGGGGCGGCAGCUUUGACAUCAGCGAGGGGCGCCGGGUGAGCCCUGAGAUGAACCCUGCCCUCAUGCAUCGGAGGCACACAGACCCCGAGCAGCUGCAGAUGGUGGGGAGAGUGCGCUGGGCCCGAGCCCUCUAUGACUUCGAGGCGGAAGAAGAGGAUGAGCUGGGCUUCUGCACUGGGGAGGUGGUGGAGGUCCUAGACAGUUCCAACCCCUCCUGGUGGACCGGCAGACUGCACAGCAGACUGGGCCUUUUCCCAGCCAACUAUGUGACACCCCUCCUCCGCUGAAGCCUCGGACCCCAGCCUCCAGGCCAGGGCCUGCCCAGGGGAUUCUCUUGCAAAGGCACAAGAUGCCCCUUUGCAAGCACACACUGUUUUAGUACUGUAAUUUAUUGCUGAGGUGGCUGGGAAAUUAGUCAACAUAAGAGGCACCCGGGGGGGGGGGGGGAGGUAUUUUCAUCCCAUUUCCCCUCUCCUUCAGGAAGAGAGCAGAGGGUAGGGGGCAAUUGUCCUCCUUAAAGCAUCUCUGCUUCCUUUUCCUGCUGCCCCACCCCCACCCCUGCUUUCCCUAAGCACAGGGAGGCAGAGAUCUCCCCAAAGCAGGGGUGGAGAAUAACAGGGGUGCCAUGGUGUUUGCUCAGGGCAGGUUUCAGCCCGUCACCCACUCUCCACCUGCCCCAGCUCUACCCCCCUGCAAAGGUCAUAGCAGGUGCUGGCUCUCUCCUCAGGAGGGAGAUAGGCUCUGGGUCAUGGCCAUGUGGGACUAAGCAGGGUUGUAGGCCUGGGAGUCAGGAUUAGCCCUUGGACAGACUGUCUGGGGAAGCUUCUUUUUAAAUGCAUACAAUAAAGAGCAGAGGAUUACAAA